AUGUCAGCAGAUGAUACCGAGGGAGCCGUAGGCUGGGUUAAAGCUGACACCAAAGCUAUUCAAGCUAUUCACGACCACGUCAUUACACAUAAUCCUCGAAUAUCGGUUAGUUAUAACGAUUACACAACAUGGAAUUUGCAUAUCAAAAAUGUCCAGGAAGAAGAUAGGGGUCAAUAUAUGUGCCAGAUAAACACGGAUCCUAUGAAGAGUCAGGUGGGCUUACUAGAUGUGUCUGUACCACCAGAUUUUACCGAAGAAACCUCGGGGGACCUUUUAGUACCUGAAGGAGGUACUGUAAAACUAAACUGUAAGGCUAGAGGUCACCCAGAACCAUACGUGCAAUGGCGUCGAGAGGAUGGAAAUGAUUUAGUUAUUAGAGAGCCUAGUGGAACAACCACAAAAGUGGCAGUGUAUCAAGGUGCAAUGCUUCAACUUUAUAAGAUAUCUAGAACCGAAAUGGGAGCAUAUAUGUGUAUAGCUACAAAUGGAGUACCCCCAACUGUUAGUAAAAGAGUAAUGGUAAAUGUACACUUUCAUCCAGUCAUCCAUGUACCAAAUCAAUUAGUAGGGGCUCCACUUGGUACUGAUGUUACAUUGGAAUGCUUUGUUGAAGCCUUUCCGAAAUCUAUUAAUUAUUGGGUACGGGAUACUGGUGAAAUGGUAAUAUCUAGUACAAAAUUUGUUGUUCAAACCAUUAAUAGGUCAGACUUCGAAGUUAAAAUGAUGGUUACCAUUCAAAACUUUCAAAAAGAAGAUGUAGGCUCCUACAGAUGUAUAGCCAAAAAUUCCUUAGGAGAGGUAGAAAGCAACAUACGGUUAUACGAAAUUCCUGGGCCGACAAGAUCGUCCUAUACAGUUUCUCUAGAUGAAGAGGACUACAAUGAUCAAGUGGGUUCAGCAGAAAGAGCAGAUCAAUAUGACGAUAUUUCAAGUAAUUCUUUAGAUAAACAUAGGUUCUCUACAAUAGAACCCAAUGGUCGAAAAAAUAUUCAACCUCCUGAGCGUAGCAAUCAUGUAGACAGCGUGGACAUCAAGAGUAGUAAUAGUAGUAUUAAAUUACAAAGCUUAAGACUUUUCCUUGUAGUGAUCUUUUUUGAUUUCUUCAAAUUAUUUUAAACUAGCUCCUAGCUUUUUUGACAAUAACAUAAUGAGAUUUAUCAAAAAUGUUUAUAUACUGCAUAACGCAUAAUAUAAAGCAGCUUCUAGAGUAUGCAUCUUAACGUAUACAUUAAGAUAUUUUAUAUUUCGAAAUAUUAAUACUUUUUCGCAACCAUUAUGUUUUUAUUAGGAUUUGAUAAACCAUAACUGAAUUGAAAUUAAGCAGUUUAAUUAACAAUCUUAUAAAAUAAUAUGUUAAGGCAAAAAUGUAUUGUACUAUAAAAUCAUUUAGUUUAUAUAAUAAUAUAUUUAUGCGUGGUUUAUUUAAUCAGCGUAUU
Anthonomus grandis grandis is the source of this 1436-nucleotide messenger RNA. Its product is annotated as lachesin-like. The record is from RefSeq and is a predicted model, not a curated record. The transcript has 7 exons. Gene Ontology annotation, cellular component: neuron projection. The coding region runs from base 1 to 1116 and encodes 371 amino acids. NCBI's taxonomy places the organism in Eukaryota, Metazoa, Arthropoda, Insecta, Coleoptera, Curculionidae.